This is a messenger RNA of Schizosaccharomyces octosporus yFS286, 897 nucleotides long. Its product is annotated as CRCB domain-containing protein. Gene Ontology annotation, molecular function: fluoride transmembrane transporter activity. The record is from RefSeq and is a predicted model, not a curated record. The coding region runs from base 1 to 897 and encodes 298 amino acids. Gene Ontology annotation, cellular component: membrane. The transcript has a single exon. NCBI's taxonomy places the organism in Eukaryota, Fungi, Ascomycota, Schizosaccharomycetes, Schizosaccharomycetales, Schizosaccharomycetaceae. Gene Ontology annotation, biological process: fluoride transmembrane transport.
AUGCUGGGCACUUUAGCUCGACUGGGUUUGGCUGCUCUAAACACCUAUCCUAAUACACCUUUUACUGGAAUCGUUUGGGCUCAAAUUGUCGGAUGUAUAAUUAUGGGAUUUGCGCAGACGGAAACUGUUUUCUUUCCUAGACCAAAACAUAAUGCAGUACUUUUACUAGCAAUCACCACUGGAUUUUGCGGUUCCUUAACUACGUUUUCCUCAUGGAUGCUGGAGAUGUUUACGGCCAUGGCUAAUCUGGAUCCGUUUCAACCCAGAGGACGAGGGGAUUCGUUUUUGGCUGUCGUUUCAACGUUCACUUUGACAAUAUCGAUGGCUUUUUCUUCAUUGUUGUUUGGAAAGCAGUUAGGAAAGUCAACAACCCAUUGGAAAAUUGGUGGUUUUCGACUCGCUCGAGCAAUUCCGAUGCAUACACACUUGAUUGUUCGAGGAUUACUCCUUCUCUUGGCUGUUGGAUUUUUCGUUGGUAUAUCUAUUUACACAGCUUAUACGAAAGAUAUUACUCACCGUGGUAUUGGUUUCAGCUUGAUAUUUUCUCCGUUUGGUGCAACUCUGCGAUUGUACCUUUCACGCUGGUUUAACUCGCCAAAGUACUACAUGCCCUAUGGAACAUUGAUGGCAAAUCUCUUGGGUACGCUACUCAUUGCUAUAGUAUACAUGAUUCCUCGCAUCACUCACUGUAGUCCCGUUUCCCAAAGCGUAUUGUAUGGAUUUCAAAACGGGUUUUGCGGUUGUUUGACAACUUUAUCUACGUUUGUGAAUGAACUUUAUAAUAUGCCUACAAAAAGAGCAUACAUUUAUUUUAUUUUGAGUGUUGCUAUUGGAUUUUCAUUUUGUGUUGUUAUUGAUGGCGCUACUGCAUGGGGACAUGGCUACAACGUCCGAUGA